GAUAACCCUCCGUCAAAAUGGGCAAAAGGAGAAAUGAAACACGUAUUAAGGGUAGCGGCGAAGUUUGUGUUAGUGAAAGUCAGGCCUGUGGUUACUUCCUCUGAAAGUGACGUCGGCGAACGCUUUGGGCUGUAUAGCCAUUCAGUGGAUUUUUGGAGUGCCUCUGCAGAGGAGUCCAAGCGGACGGUAGCGGCAGUGGCAAGCGAGAACAACAAGCUUUCAGACGCAGUAGGGCGGGGGCGACGGGACACAGAGAGACUUUCGGGAGGUGUGGAUCGUAUAAUGCGCAACUGUAAACUGGAAGGAUUCUGACAGCUAGGCUGCUCCAUCGGGGGACGCGGCUGGUGCCACUUCUGCUAUUACCGUGUCAUUCGGGCGCCCCCUGAUAUUUCUGACUUGAUAACCAGCUAUGUCUUUUAUAAAUAUAGAAGAUGACCAGAGAUGGGUGCCCACGCACGUCCAGGUAACCGUUUUGCGGGGCAGGGGACUGCGGGCGAAGGGCAAGCAUGGAACCAGCGACGUUUACACCGUUAUUCAAGUGGGGAAAGAGAAAUUUACCACGGCUGUGGUGGAAAAGACUACUGCUCCGGAGUGGUCGGAAGAAUGCGCUUUCGAGCUGUUACCCGGAGUACUGGAAGCAGGGGGACGGAGCGCCUAUCCUGCCGGGAGUAGCGACCUGGCCCUUACUGUGAUGCAUCGAGCCUUGAUCGGACCUGAUGUAUUUCUUGGACAUGUCGUCUUGCCCUUGGAUAAAGUCUUCCAAGACAGGAUAUGUCUGAGAAACGAAUGGUAUAAGCUGCGCUCCAAGUCGGGGAGAAAGGAGAAAGAGCGGGGGGAGCUCCAGGUCACGGUCCAGUUCACCCGGAACAACCUGACGGCCAGCAUGUUCGACCUCUCCGUCAAAGACAAGCCGCGCUCCGCCUUCGGCAAGCUCAAGGACCGCAUGUCCGGCAAGAUGCGGGGGGACGUGGAGUCCACCUCCGCCAUCGUCCCAGGGGGUUACGCCGUCCUGUCGGGCGGGGGGAGGCGCAUCUCCGGGGAGGGCGAGGCGGACGACGACGAGGGCCGGCGGGGCAAGGUGAAGAGCUUCUUCCUCAAGGGCCGGCUGCGCAGGUCGUCGGACGUGCAGUCCAGCACGUCGCUGGCCUCCGAGUGCAGCGGGGCCUCGUCCCCCGGGGGGAGCCUCAGCCCCACCGCCGGGGUCAACAUGCUGGUGUCCGACCUCUCCAACUCCCCCAGCGAGGACAGCAACCACCCGGCCGACAGCAGCCCCGUGCAUCCUGUCCAGCCUCCCCCCAAGCUUAUGACCCACAAGAGGGCGUUCAGCGACGAGGUCAGCAGGAUCACCGUGGCCCUGCCCAGGCCCCGUGCCGUGGAGACGCUGCGGGCCCAGAAUUCCUCCCUGUCCCGCUCCUCGCUUUGCAUUAACGGGAUCCACGUGUACGGGGCGGAGCCGCUGGGGCCCGGCGGGGGCGGCGGCACCCUGCCCGCCACCCUGGGGCUGCUCCAAAAGUGCGCCCCCCUCUCGCGGUCGCUCCAGAACCUGGCCCGGCGGGCCGAUGACCCUCGCAGGAGCCCCGGCACUGCCCGACGCUGGUCUUUCGACCGGGCCGGGAAGGAGGAGAAGGUGGCCCCCCCCGCGGCCGCCGCCGCCUCCUUGGGCCAGUCAAUGGAGGCCGCCAUGCCGACUGUUCCCACGGCAAUGGUGGGGCCAGAUUCAGCCGGCGAGGGUAAGAAGCAGAAGAGGAAUCUUUUCUCCCAUGGGAGGGGCGAGUCAGCAGGGAAGGGCUCAGACACGCCCAAGGCAGAGCAGGGGCAGGCCCCGCCCCACACUGAGGAGAGAUAUAAGGGAUGGUUCAGUGCCAAGGACUCACAGAACAAGCCAAGCCAGGAAGUGUCUCCUAUGGUAGAAACCAGCACAGAUGCACCCUGUCACCCUUCACCUUGCUCCCCCAAUCGCUUGCUGCCUUGCCCCUCCCCUGCUUCUGCUUCACCAGGCAGUGGGCAUAAUGCUAACCCCUUCACCCCCUCCCCUGCUACCCCACCCAUAUCUCCCUCCAACCCCUUCCUCACCCGUCUGCAGUGCAACCCCUUCUAUGAGGAGCUCCUAGCUGAUCAGGCGCUAAAAUCUACCCUACCUACACAACCGCGCCCCUCCAGCUCUCCCCUCUGGCCCUCCGCAACUGCCCCUUCCAGGCUCAGCGCCCCCACCACCACCCCCAAUGCUGUGCCUCAGAGACCAUUUGUUCCUCAGAGGGAGCGUCCCAAGGGUGUGUCCCGACAGAGGUCCCUUCCCGCCCUACUGCCCAGAACUUCUAACUCCUCCCCCAACCCCUUUACCCCACGCUCCCUGUCUGAGAGUGGCUGCGAGUGGGAUGAGUUUGAAGCCUUCGCGACCAACAGGCUGAAGUCACCGCGAGGUCCCAAUCCCAGAAGGAACGGCGGAGUUAAGGAGUGGCCUGUGGGUGGGAUUGCAGAGGAGACUGUGGCUAAUGAAGCAUCAAUCCUAGCCGGGAAAGUCCCGCCUCUUCCCCCGCGAUGGCCUGUGAGGACUCCGGUGAAAGAGUGCCGCAGUGACAGCUGGCUGGACAGAGCCCAGGAGCUAGCGGUGAAGAAGGAGGCAUGUCUGCUGUCUCAGACAGAUGCGGCUUCCAUGCUACACCGCAAGGAGGGGGAGCGCAAGAAAAACACCCCUUGCUCAUUCCAGGACCUCCUUUCUGAGGAGAAAGCCAAAACGACAGAACCACUCAUGAAACCCUCCAACUAUGAUCCAUCGUCAAGGUAUGAUUGUCCUGUGAGCAGCUUCUCUGACAUGUCCGCAGCGUUGCAACACCAAGAUAGUCUUAGGAUGUCAGGCUGUGACGCUGAGGGCUUGGCAUGGAACCACAGGCUUCAACAAGGACAAACUUCUGGAGAACAAGGACUCAACAAUGAAACAAACCUGAGCAGCCCACCUGAGUUCUUCCCCUUAGAAAUGCCUGAAGGAUUAUAUGAAGAAGUUUCUACAAGCGGUACUUUUGUAGAAGUGGAAGACAAGCUUCCUUCACUUUUAAUGGAAACAUACAGUAAUAAAUCAGAGGCCCAAGGAGCUAAGACUGUUUCCACUGCCACUAUCCCAACACACAUACUCUGUAUGGGUAACCAGAAGUCCCAUGUCAGUUCUGCUACUGCACUUGAGCCUGUUCCUAAUGUUACCACCGUCCAUCCAAGCACGACUAACACCAAAAUGUUUGAUUCUAAAGUUAACGCACAAGUCUCCAAUAAAAAUAUUUGUGAUUCACAGCUUGGCAGUAUUGACUCUGCUCCUUCUGGUGGUGCCAGGAUUGACAAUGUCUUUGAGAUAAACAACAACACAGACAAAGAUUUUGGCGUGUCUCUAUCUACUCUUGGACCCCUCCCUAACAAAGUGCACCAAAAUAAAUGCCACAGCUUGACCUCAAACACCUUCGCAAAUUCCACUACUGUGUCGGUGGAUUGUGGCGAUGCAGGAGGCUGCAUGCCUGUUGCUCCUGGUCCAAUUGUGAGAUCUACAUUUGGGAUGAACAGAAAUGCUGCUGAAGUUCUGGUCCUGGAGUCAGAUUUCAGUAUUUCUACAGAACCAGUGGAAGCUCCUUCUUCUGAGGUCCGGCGUCCACCUGGGACUUCUGCGGAAGGAAGUGCUUCAGGGAAUGCUAACAAAGGGGUCAUUGGCAAAGAAUGCUCUCAGACAGAAUGGCCACCCAGAGACCAAAAGACAGCGAUGCCCAGCCAGGACUCACAGCUCAGCGACACAUUUCAAGGAAAUCUUAAACAGGAAAAUGGAACCUCAAACUUGAAGACAUCAAACAAAGCUUCUAUAACUCAUCCUAACUGCAGCAGCCCUUUGCCAAGUCAUUGUACAGAGACAAAUGAGUCCAGAACUUUAUAUGAACCAGGGGCACUUAACUCCUGUACUCCUACUGAAGAUAAAACUAUUGGGGAAACCACAGAGAUAGAACAUGGUCAUCAUCCUGUGAAAACCACCGCCGGUGAAGACACAGCGGAAAAGGAUGGCUCUUUGUUCAAGGCUACAUGCUCCUCGAAUUAUCCUUCUUUCAUUGAGCUAUUGCAGGAGGAUGGAUGCAACAAGCAGGAAGUUAGCGAGCCACCGCCCAAACCACCCAGGCUUUGUAACGAGUCAACAAUAGCUAGUCAAUAUGUGAACGAGGGACCUAAAGCAAGCCAGGAGGCUGUAUUUUGCAGGAAGGGUGGGUGUGCAGAACCGAGUAUGGUGGAAUGUCCUUUUUCUGAAAGCACACAGAAAAUCAGCUUUGAGGAUCUCCAUGCCAAAGUGGCCCCAGGCUCAAGAAGUCAGACUCAGCCCAGGCUCCCACUGCAUGGCUCUGCUCCUUGGGCUUCUGCCUCCUCCCAAGCAGCUAAAACUAACACUCCGUCCACCAUCAUCCCCCCGCCUGCCCUGAUCCUCCCUACUGUGAGGCCAACAGCAGGGACUGCCCAGACCACCGCUACCCCCUCCUCCACUACUCCGCCUGUGAUUGGCUCAGCGCACACAGUUCUGCCCAAGGAGACAUGCCCGGCUACCAGCUCCCUGUCCCACCAAGAGAGCAGCCCCCACCCAGUGAAGCCACUGACCGCUUCAGCUCUCCAGGGAGAAAAGAAGCCAGAAGGCCGCUCAGUACUGGUCAGUGGUUUGGAGAAGCUCAAGUCCACCAUUCACCCAGGGCGAGCGUCCCAGCCAGUUGAGCCUGGGAGUGAGAGUAGCAAGUCUCUUUCAGAGAGAGCAGCCCAGUACGACCACCUUACCAACAACGAAAUCAUCACUCUGUUACUGCAGCGAGAGGCGGAGCUGGAGAAAAAGGGGGUGGAGUUUGAAAAGCAGGGGGCGUUGCUGGAGAAGCGGGAGGUAGAGCUAAAGAAGAUGAAGGUACAGGUGCGGGAUCUGGAGGACUACAUCGACAGGCUGUUGGUGCGCAUCAUGGAGCAGACGCCCACAAUUCUGCAGGUGCGCUCCAGAUACAAGUGAAGGUCUGGCCCCAUUGGCUUGGGGGGAACGGGGUUUAAACUCCGCCCAAAACCACACCCACUACCCUAGUGACCCCAUUUUACUAUACUGCCCUUUCAAUUUGGACUCAGGUUAGGAAAAUUGUUUGCAUGUAUACCUCCUUGGUUUUAAUUAUUUAUGAAGGAUAAGGACAUAUCAGAGGUGCUGGUAGGGGUUGGGUGGCUGGAUGAUUUGAUUGAUGAUCCAAAUGGUUCAUAUGAAAAUGAUUAGCGUGGAUUAAAAAAGAGCCAGCCUCACCUGUGUUAACCAUACCUUCAGAGUGAAUUUUUUUAGAUGGCAGUGUUUAUAAUAUAAGAAAGCACCUUCUCUCUUCAAAAAUAAGACUCAUUGCUUUUCCUGGGACUCUGAAGUGUUUGGCUACUCUGUGUAAUAUCUGAAAGCCAUCAAAAUAUGGGACAAACCCUAGAGAAUCAAAAUUCCCAGAGAUCAGAGAACAUUCUUAGAUCUCAGCUCAUGAGAAGUUCACAUAACGUAUGUCACUCAAGGCUGCUUUGUUAUUAUGCUGCCUUCAUUAUUGUUUUAUUUUUGUUUAAAAAAAAAACAUGCAGUAUGAUGCAUACUGUGGGAUCCGCUCAGACUUUGUGACACAGAGAUGUGCACUGCAGCUUCUCUAAAGCUAGAGUGUGGAACUGAGUCCUUUGGCUUUUUCUCUGUGCUGUUGGCACAGCUUUUGUAUAGUUCUAGCAAAAUGCCUCAGAACUGGCUUUGGCUGGCUGGCUCUGCAUCCGUCCCCCUUCAACACACCUCCUUCCUACACUUCUGCCGCUUACCUUGCUUCCAAGUGUGCUAAAAGGAAGGGAGAUGUUUAGUAGCACGUAUGCCAUAUGGAUCUGCCAAAUGCUGCCUUAUUUUAUAUUUUUUUGUUGGUGUUGAUUUUUGUUCAUUUAUAUUUUAACCUUUGAUGCAAUAGUUCUGUGUUCAUAAGAAUAUAUGACUGAGCCUGUAAAUGAAGCUGUACUUUGAAUAUCCAAAGUAUGAUACAGGGUGGGGUAAUUUACCGUUGUGCGAUACCAACGUGCUUCCAAAACAUCACUUAAAUUCUGUGAAUGGUAAUGAGUGUUUUUUGUUUGUUCUUUGUUUGUUUUUUUACUUAAUAGUUUUUCUUAAUUUUUAUAUGCAUUCAAUGUAAAAAUGUCUAGAAAUGUAUAAUUUAAAUAUUUUUUGUUUUUAUUUUGUUUUUGCGGACUACCUCCCUUCCAAGCUUCCAUUAAGAGAACAACAUUAAACAUGCAUUGUAAACUUCUCCGAAAAUUCUCUGUAAAAUGUGUAGCCUCAACUGUGGUGUAUAUAUAGUAUAUAUUGUCCUGUGUGUUGACACAGUAUUAAUGCUUAUUCAAACCUAUGCAGCCAUGUUAUUGACCAAUAUCACUCCUGAUUGCGCUUUUAAAAACUGCAGUAGAUGCAGCGCAGGCAGUGCGGGCUCGCAGUUGGUCUGUUAGAAUAUUUUUUGUACAGUUUUAUCACACAGUAAGGUGCUUCAAAGAGUCUUAACAACCAGCUACUGACCACUUUUGUGUGAUUGCUUUGGUGUUUCCUCUUGAUGAUGUAGACAUAACAAACUGAAGUAGCUUUGUCUGCAGUUAUACCAUGCAAUUUCAUUUGUCCAUUUUUCAUGUGGUCCAAGGAAUUCAUGUGGUAUGUGGAACAAGGGGUGUAGUUUUUAAAUGUUAAUGUGUUAUGUGCUUUACAUUUCAUUCCAUAAGGUUUUGCAUUCUCUUCAUGCCAGUUCAUUAUUAAUUUUUGUUGAAAUUAUUCUAAGCACUUUAAGGCUUACAAUAAGAUGUUAAUUUUCUUCUCAGACUUGGUUUGGUAUGCAGUUACAUUGUACUGCUCUACAUUACCCAUUGCACUUGACAGAAAAGAAACGCAGCAUUACAGUAGUUCAUUUAGUAUAAGUAUACCUGAUACCUGAUUUUUUUAUAGUACGGCUUUUAAAAAGCAAUUAAACCUGCAAAUUGAAAAAGCUUUCUUCACGCACACCUUGAUUGUGUUUGUCCUUUUGGAUUUGGUCUGUGUGUCUCAUUUGGUUUCUUGACACUCAGGGCUAAUGUUGCAAAUAUAAGGUAACAUCAACACACAUUUCUGUUAGUCCAUGCACGGCUUCUUUGGGACAUACACAGUGAUUCACUAUUAUUGACCACUGCAAAACCAUGCCUCGCUUUUGUUUUAGUUUUGCAACUGUGUGCACUGUUAUUAUAUUCUUGUUUGGAAAGGCCACUCGUUUCGAAAAUUUGUAGAGGUGUUCCACUGGAGUUUAUGUGACAAGUUCAACACGUGUUAUACUACGCCAUACAUGUCAUUUCCAAGUAUCAGUCAUCUUCAAUGCCCUGUAGCGUAUCUUACAUAAAUUAAGGGCAGAAAUUAAUUGAUCUAAAGAUUCUUAAUUCAUCUCUUUUUUUCAUUGUUGUUGGACCGUUUAUUCAGCAUUUUGUGUUCCAGGAAUCAAAUGUGUUCAGUGUUAAUUUUUCCCCAUGUUGGUUGUAUGUGAUAUUUCCAGCAAAAGGUUCUCACUCACAAAAAUGUGUGAUUUCAGCACUGUGGUGUGAAAUAAAAACCCGCUUUUCACCCUUAA
Anguilla rostrata (American eel) is the source of this 7613-nucleotide messenger RNA. RefSeq names its product rab11 family-interacting protein 1-like. The record is from RefSeq and is a predicted model, not a curated record. The transcript has 6 exons. Gene Ontology annotation, cellular component: mitochondrion; early endosome; phagocytic vesicle. Lineage: Eukaryota; Metazoa; Chordata; Actinopteri; Anguilliformes; Anguillidae. Bases 410 to 5002 code for a protein of 1530 amino acids. Gene Ontology annotation, biological process: regulated exocytosis. Gene Ontology annotation, molecular function: small GTPase binding.